Molecule: messenger RNA, 1874 nt
Organism: Owenia fusiformis
Lineage: Eukaryota; Metazoa; Annelida; Polychaeta; Sabellida; Oweniidae
Source: the annotation of a GenBank genome assembly
AUACAUCCGGCCAGUUUGAAAACUUUUCGUUUCCGAAGAAAUAGUGAGGUUCUGGCGAAAAUAACGCUCUAAUGAGGCAACGAACCACAGAAACGACUGAAGCUGAUCGUCAAGCUGAAGUUAAAGAAAUAGCAUUAGACUCGAAGAUGUCUUCAUAUAGCAGCAACAAUAAUCAGUCUGCCCUCUAUAGGGCAAUUUUCAAGCAGCCUAAAGAAUUAACCCUUAUGGAAAAGAUCGAGAACUAUUAUGCAACAGGAAAAUCCAGUACUGGUCGUAUGGCUAAUAGAUUAGCCAUGACGAUCUUUUGGUUUUGUGCUAUAUCGACCUUCUAUGUUGUCAUGGCCUACAUAAUACCAUUUUGCUAUGGCUUCUACGCUGACUGGAUAUGUUAUGCUUUGAAAGUGCUAACUGUGUUCAUUUUCAUCCAGUGUCUUGGAAACUGGGCCUGUUGUCAUUUCACUGGGACAUUUUAUGAAGAAACACUUGAUAGACCUCAUGUGGAUAAACUCUUAUGGGAUGACACCAAGGUGUUUCUAGAUGGGGUUGAAAGGAAAAGAGAAACCUGGCCAUACUGUAAUACAUGUAAUCAUCGUAUGCCUCCAAGGGUGCACCAUUGUAAAAUAUGCGACAAGUGUAUUCGUAAACGUGAUCAUCAUUGCUACGUGACAGGAGUAUGUAUAGGAUACUUCAACCAGAGAUACUUCGUAUUUCUUAAUUUUUACUCAGCUGUUGCUACCCUCAUUGCAUUCCCUCACGAGGUGUACUACAUUUACCAUACAUUUUAUCCUGCUUCAGCAUUAACUGAUUUUAUACUACCAGUAGCAGUAUUUAAGUGGAUCACGGGGGAAAUGCUUGGCCAUCACUGUGUAUUAGUCAUACACCUGUACAUCCUUUGGUGGGCUGCAUUAGUAGCUACAGGGUUUUUUAUAUGGCAUAUGUAUAUCAUAUCGAUUGGAAAAACCUCAAAUGAAGUCACUUCUGGUAAAAGACUAAAAGUGACAUCUGGCACAAAGCAAAACUUUAGAUCUGUUUUUGGCGAUUUUUGGCCUUUUAAUUUUAUCCUUCCUGCUCAGCUUGUGUUCAGACAAACAGGAGAUGGAACAGAAUGGCCCAAGGUGAAAUUCUUUGAUGAUAAAUUCACUGCUGGAUCUCAUUAGUCAUGAUCUUACUCGGGACUAUUUAAAAAAAUAUAUCACUAACAUUUUGAUAAAGAGCAAUAUGGAAUAUUUUGCAGUCUCUGUUAGCAUGAAGACUGUAUCAUUCUCUGACCCCAGAGCUCUAGGAUCAAGAAUAUCUACAAGUUUGUAGCUCUGUUUUCAGAGGAUGGGAUGUAUUGGCUUAUUCUCAAUCAAGUGUGAGAUAUGGAACUUAUGCAGUAUUGACAUGGUCACAUGGAUCAUUUUGUGACAUUUGGCCGACAUUUGAACUAUGAAUGUCUUAUGAAUACUCCAUGGAAGAAUUCUCAGAUGAAUGUUUAAACUUACUCAUGCUCUCAUUAGACUCCUAUAUAUGAUGUAAAGUACAAUGAUUUCAAAGGGUGUAGCCAAAAUCUAAAAUUAAUGGAGUCAUAUUUAAGCUCAUAGGAUCAGUAUCAUACUCCUAGUGUACUUCAUCAUCAGUUUAAAAACAUCUGAAUAAAUAAUUUUCUAUAAAGUUUUGGUUACGCUUUUGAAUUCAAUUUUGCUCAUUUUUUCUGUCAAAUUUGAAAAUUGACAUGAAGAAUAUUUGAUCUGAUAUUUUUAGAGGCCAUAUAAUUCAUUUAUCUGUUGUGAAUCGUCUCAGUUCAUUAUAUCACUGCUCAAUAUUAAAUAAAUAUUAAAAUCUUAGCUAUGUUUGUCUUUCUGCUUAACAUGUUGCAUUUAUUUCAUUUGAGG